This is a messenger RNA of Seminavis robusta, 4122 nucleotides long. NCBI's taxonomy places the organism in Eukaryota, Bacillariophyta, Bacillariophyceae, Naviculales, Naviculaceae. The record is from the annotation of a GenBank genome assembly.
AACCAAGUCGAGACAUGUACUAGUACAUGAACGCACUCUCUACAUGGAGGAGUUCAUGCUUUUAUUAAAAUCAGUAUAUGCAUAGUAUCUUGUUACUAAGGCAUUCAUGUGCAAUGCGUCUGUCUUAGCGGUACAAAAGAUAGAUGAUCGCAGAAUCGGAUGCUCUACAUAACUCGAAAAGUUCUCAUUGCCACUUUAAAAAAAACAAGACCGGCGGUUAGCUCGGGUGAUUCAAUUUGCCAGAGAGCUCUCUGACUGGCUGGAACGAGUGAGUACUCCAGGCCAGCCAGUCCUCUAUUUUGUUCCCGGUGGUGUGUUGCCUCAUCCAUUGUUGCUUGCUUGCUUGUUUGGUUGUUUGUUGGUCGCUCACUUCCAAAGCUAGCAACAGACACAACAGCAACAACCACUCACUACGAGACUACCAUACUCUUGGUGUUGUGGUAUUUGUUAGUUGGAGCUGACAACAAGUGUUGUUUUGGACAGCCGAGCACCUCUGGGAUUUUCCACAAGAGGGGGCGUUGGACUGUGUUUUUAUCACCAGGUGCCACGCAGUCUAUUUCCGGAAGUGUCUGUGACUGGUGGUGGUUAGCCAACUCAGUUAGUUAGUCUAGUCGAGUUGGUGGGUUUGCCUAGCUAGCAUCGACCUCUACUUGUGUGGAGCAACGACAACACUUCCACUUUCUCUUGUUGCCAUGGCGGCGUUUGUAACUUCUCGAAGUAGUAGUGAAAUUGUAUCCUCCAUCAACAACAACAACAAAAACAACAAGAAUGGCUCCAGUGCCUUUUCGGUGCCUCGUCGACGACCUUCGUAUGAACGCGACAAUAACGAGUCCAUGUUGAGUGGUUCGUCCCAUCGUCGCUCCAGUUCGUUGGAACGUCACGACGACGAUCGAAGCAGCAGCAAGAAACUGUUUCGCAAGCGACCUCGCAGUCAAGAUGCCACUAGUAGGGAAAGAGAGCGAAGAGGGGGCAGCAGAAACAACAACAGUACCAGUACUAGCUCGAAAGGGAGAGACGGGGAGCACGCAUCAUCAUCAUCCACUAUUUCAAAAACCCCAAAAAAUCAAACGUCCAAUGGCACUACUACUUCCUCCUCCACCGGCAACAACAACAACAACAGCACAUUGAAGAGGUCAUCGGUGAGCAGCAGCAGCGGCGUCAAGUCGGAACGCCGAAGCAGUAUGAGCAGCGUCAAGAGCACCACAAGUUCCAAUAGCAGCCAAUCGACAGGCUUGCGUCGUCUCAAAAAGUUUUCUUCUUCCGGCAGUAGUAGUAGUAAGAAGAAGAUCAAGACCUCGCCUCCUUCCUCACCAGUCAAGAAGAAGAAGGCCGUAGUUGUGGACGAGGCUCCACUGUCACCCAGCGAUGCCAUCUUUCAGGAAACACAACUCCGACUGUGGGAAGCAGCACAAGAGAGGCAUCGCAAGAUGAAGGAGGCGCAAGAGCAAAAGAGGUUUCGAAAGUUGAAAAAGAAGAAACAAAAGAAAGAGCAACUUGGCGACGAGGAGGAGGACACCGUUCCACCACCAACAAAGAAGAGCAACGACAAUGGGCGCGAUAGUAGUAGUAGUACUGUCAAGAAGAAGAAGACGCACGAUGGGGAACGACAACAGCAGCAGAUCAAGAGCGUAGACAAGAAAUCCAAAAAGGAAACCGAACCGGAUGAUAGUACACGCGCCGACGAUGAGAUUGAAGCGCUCAGGGAAAGGAAGCGACUCAAGAAGUUAAAGAAGCAACAACGUCUCGCAGCAGCUGAAGCGGAACGAGCCACAAAUGAAUCAUCAAAGGUUAGUGAUGAAGUUCGUUCGUCCGCAAAGGUUGCACGGGAAGCGACAAAAGUCCGCGACGAGACUGGUCCGACAACAACAACAACAAAGACAUCAUCGAAAGAGUUAGCAACACUAGACAGUGAGGAACUUCGCAAGAAGAAAAAGAAGCGCAGGCUAGCCAAGAUGGGGAUUGUCAAUGGCGACGAAGAAGACGAGGAGGCCCCACCACGCAAGAAGAAGAAAAAGAAGAGAAUUGCGGUGGUCGAGAGUGAUGACGACGAUGACGAGAACAAAAUGGAUGUUUCGGCCAGCAACAAUGACAAGAAGGACGUCAGCACUACUACCGAUCGCAAACCCACUAGCAGCAACAAAGCCGCCUCGUCACCGUCCACUCCGGAACGCAAACCCAACAAGACCAAAGAUUUGGAUUCUCUCCUUUCCACUCCAUUGUCGUUUGGUCUCGCGGACACCGUCAAGACGCGGGUUCGAUUAUGCACAAAGGUCAAGGAUGAACUCGAGCUGUUGCAAGCCGCGUCCUUUGAGUCAAAGAAGAGGCGCAAAAAGUUGAAGCAACAACGACAACAACAGGUCGAUUAUGAUUACGAUGACAACGACGAGGAUUUUGUUGAAGAAAAGCCAGUCUUGAAGAAGAAGAAAAAGAAGAAGGCCAAGCAACCCUUGUUUGCAGAUUCCAAGUUGUAUGCGCCGCUCUCUGUCAACAAUGCCACGUCCAACGAUCAAGCGGCAGAUGAAGACAUGUACGACGCUGACGCGGAAGAACCACCAAGUUGGGAUGUGCGUCAGGUGUUUAGGUCGGACAAAGUCGCAACCGCCAAGGCGCCCUCGGAGGCGUCGUCCAAUUCGGAUACGGUCAUCACGGGAAAACUCAAGAAGAAAAAGAAACUCAAAACGUUUAGGUCACAGCAUGACAGCGGCUCUACGCAACCCACCCAUCAUAGCAGUCAUCCUCUGCCUUUUAAGAAGCGCAUGGCGGCGGCCGCCGCUGCAGAUUCUUCCGUUUGGGACAGACACACUACAACAUCGACAACGGCUUCGAAAGUCAGCGUUAGCAGUGCGGGGACGGGCGCUGCUCCUGAGCUUGGUACCGAAGCCAGCAGUAUCAGUGAGUUUACUCAUCCUUUGGGAGCGGCAGUUCUCCCACCACUUUCCGCCAGCAACAACGGCGAUCUAUGCCAAAAGCCUUCUCAAGUACCUCGGGAAAUUGUGUCGAAGACUGCCGUCCACCCGCAAAAGCCGGAAACAUUCGACUUUGGUGUUGACUCGCACAACGCUGUCAUUGGGCCGACAUUCUCCAGUGAUGAUUCGGAUAGUGACAGUUCUUCUUCUAGCUCGGACACGGACGAAGAGGAGUUGUUCAACUGGGCAAAUGCCAUGUUUGGCACCGCGGCCAAACCGCCGCCGAAGGAAGAACAAACACGCCCGUGUCCACCUGUAGAGCAAAUGAACUUGCCACCUGAGAUGUGCGAAAUGGAGCGCCGACGACAAAAGCAAGAGGAAGCACGAACCCUGAGCAUCAAAGAAGUUAAUGCGAUUAUGAAUGAGGAGCUCAACAACCCCGAACCAGCGGCGCAUCAUUGGGUCCGUCGAUCGGUUCGUCAGCCGUCACGUGGGGUGCUGAAUUCUCCGUUGGUGCGUCGGCUCUUGGAUAAACUUCGCGGAAACGACAAAGAGAUGGUUGUGUUGAAGAUGAAGAAAUACCUUAGCGACCCCGAUACGCCGUCAAUGCUAAUCGACGCGGCGCUGGAUGCUUUGGAAGAGAACACCAACUGCGAGGCUUUGUACAUCCAGAAUUUUAACAUUGGUAUGAAAGACAAGCAGAUGCUCCAUCUUCUGCGUAUCCUGCAGAUGCCUGCGUGCAACAUUUGGUGUCUUAACAUUGGGGAGACUUACAACGUGACGGAGGAAACCUGGGAGAUCUUUGCCGAUGGUCUGAAGAAAACAAAGGUCACGCACAUGUACGCCAGUGAACACACCAUUACCGCCGAGCUCAAGGACGAGAUCCGUGAAACUAUCCGCCAAAAUCGAACGAAGCACAAAAUGCACAAUGAUCCAAACAACCUGGACGUUAUCAUCCAGUGCACACACAACUGGUGGAAUCCGAUCAACGCUCGUGUGCUUCGUCCAUACCUUCAAAAGCGUGGUUACGAAUCCUUGUUGCAUGACAGGGAAGCCCAAGGUCUUCGGGGGUCUGUGUCAGAGGCGCCGGCGGCAUAAUGGUGGACGCUUCCCUGCCUAUGUUGUUCUUCUCCGUUGGUAUCUGUAUCGUUUGGCUUCAUUUGGUUAUUACUUUUGACUAAUAGUUAUGUGAUUUUAGUUUUGGGAUUACUUGCGC